This is a messenger RNA of Helianthus annuus (common sunflower), 1284 nucleotides long. RefSeq names its product formin-like protein 14. The coding region runs from base 1 to 1284 and encodes 427 amino acids. The transcript has 3 exons. The record is from RefSeq and is a predicted model, not a curated record. Lineage: Eukaryota; Viridiplantae; Streptophyta; Magnoliopsida; Asterales; Asteraceae.
AUGCCUCCGAGACUAAGAGGACGUGGCAAGGGUCCCAUGCGUGGAGGACCGUCAUCUGCAGGACCAUCUCACAGACGCACUCCAUCGGCGUCUUUUUCCACCUCUGACUCUCGCGAUAUGUGGGGUCAACCAUUCGAGCCGGCAAGACACUCAGUCUCGCUCAGCUCUUCGCCAUCUUUUCAUCCGUCUUUCGGACCAUUUGCUCCAAAUGAGCCCGAACACUCUCACCAUUCAGACCAAUCUCACCAUUCGCAUGAAUCUUACCCACCGCAUAACUCUUUGCAAUCUCAUUCAUUUCAUCAUUCUGAAUCCCCCUACUCUCCAAGACAAUUCAACCCAGCCGACUAUGUGAACGACUUCCUUGGCUAUAACCCAUUGGGCCUUGAGGACCAUUUCUCUCAGGAAAUGGAGAUGGAUGAUGACCCCGACCAGGAGAUGCAAACAGGAACCCCGGGCCACCCUAUCAGCAUAUCUAGUGGGUCUCCAUUUCGGGGAUCUCCUUAUCGUGGACCCGACUCCUUCCAAGAGAGGAUGGCCACCUAUGACUGGUUCUUUACUCCAUCUUAUCAUAGCUCUCCGGCUCAACCACCUUUAGAUGAUCCUGCAAGUUUAACAGAGUUGAGGUCACCAGAUUACACGUCACUAACCUUGAAAGUUCGGGUUGUCACAGAUCCUCAACUUCAAGCUGUCUCACCACCACCACUCCCGGUAGAGGAGCCACCGCAGCAGCUACCACAACCACCUCCCGAGCCUUCGAGGCGAAGAAGGAACGCUCGCAUGUCCGUUAGAGGAGGACCCCGUUUUAGUUCUCCUCGAGGGUCGAGUUCCUAUCCCCCUAUUCCAGAGGACCCUCAGAUGGGUGGGCCCUCAAAUGCGGCACCGGAGGAUAAUCCUCCGCAAGCUUCUUAUGUACCACCUAUGCCGCCUGUGGGAUUUGAUAACCCAAUUCCGACAUACCCAGGUUCUUCCGGGUAUAAUCCUUAUGGAGACCCAUCAGGAUAUCCAUUGGGCUAUGGAACUCAUGACCCAUAUCUUACGGCUGCGCAGUAUCACCACCGUUAUCCUUCCACUUACCCUCCUAUACCUCCAACUGACUACCCAAUUCAGGGUUAUCAGUAUCCUCCGUAUCAGCCACCUCCUUCCCAGCAUCUUCAGCAGCAGCAACAAACUCAGGAAAUCUUAGAGAGGUUGGAUAAGGUUGAGCAUAAGACCAAGAAGGACAAGGAAAGGCAUACUAGCUUCAUGAAAGGCCUCGCCAACCUUAUCAAGGGGAAGAAGAAGUAG